Cornus florida is the source of this 2511-nucleotide messenger RNA. Its product is annotated as cation/H(+) antiporter 15-like. NCBI's taxonomy places the organism in Eukaryota, Viridiplantae, Streptophyta, Magnoliopsida, Cornales, Cornaceae. Gene Ontology annotation, biological process: regulation of pH; proton transmembrane transport. The record is from RefSeq and is a predicted model, not a curated record. The transcript has 3 exons. Gene Ontology annotation, molecular function: antiporter activity. Bases 1 to 2511 code for a protein of 836 amino acids. Gene Ontology annotation, cellular component: membrane; endomembrane system.
AUGUCGAACGAAAGUCCGACAAUAUUGAUCAACAAAACUGACACCAAUAUGGUCUGUUACACACCAGAUUUGAUAGUGCUAGAUGGAAAUAUAUGGACGGGACAGAACCCAUUGGACUACGCUAUCCCUCUCUUCAUCUUGCAAUUAGUUCUGGUUCUCGGCACCACUCGCCUUGUUUCUUUUGUCCUCAAACCCUUUCAUCAACCUCGUGUUAUUUCCGAGAUCAUUGGUGGCUGGAUCUUGGGUCCAUCAAUACUGGGACAGAGCAAUAAGUUUGCGCGCGUAGUAUUUCCCAUGAGAAGUUUUAUGUUGUUUGAGACGAUGGCCAAUAUUGGUGUAGUUUACUACCUAUUCUUAGUUGGAGUAAAGAUGGACCUCUCAGCUAUCAAACAGAAUGGGAAAAAGGCCUUGUCCAUUUCCAUUGCUGGUAUGCUUUUGCCCUUCCUCGUAGGCUGCUCCUUCUCCUUGCUUCUGUUCAAGAAAACACCGUUCAUGGACAACGGAACCUCCAUCAUCUUCCUCGCUGCUGCUCUCUCUGUCACUGCAUUCCCCGUGGUUGCUCGAAUCCUUUCAGAGCUUAACAUCCAAAAUGGAGAGAUUCGCGAUAUUGCCAUGUCAUGCGCUCUUAUCAACGACAUAUUUGCUUGGGUUCUCUUAGCUUUAGCCAUUGAUUUGGCUGAGAGAAAUGCUCCUACCUUCACUUUUCUCUGGGUGAUCUUCGCUAACGUAGGAUUCGUUGCUUUCUACGUUUUUGUGGUCCGGCCAGCAUUGUCCUGGUUCAUAAGACAAACCCCAGAGGGAGAACCCUUCACCGAGUUCUCUAAAUCUGUCGUUCUUGCAGGGGUAAUGAUUUCUGGUUUCAUUACAGAUGCCAUCGGAACUUAUUCUGCGUUCGGAGCUUUUGUUUUCGGCCUUAUUAUACCCAAUGGAGCUCUUGGAAUCACUCUUGUAGAAAAGCUUGAAGACAUUGUUUCAGGGCUUUUGCUCCCCCUCUUCUUUGCUCAUAGUGGGUUUAAGAUGGAUAUUAGGAAAAUUGGGGGACCCUUUGACUGGGUGAUGCUAAUUGUUAUACUUUUUAUAGCAUGUGCUGGUAAAGUCCUUGGAACUCUCCUUGUUGCCCUCUACUACAAGAUGCCUUUUCUUGAAGCACUUACUCUUGGUUUUCUUAUGAAUGCCAAAGGUCUUGUUGAAAUAGUUGCCCUCGCAGUUGGGAAAGAACAGCGUAUUAUAAAGGGGUCAACAUAUGCAAUUGUGAUCAUGUCAUCAGUAAUUAUGACCGGAAUCAUCACACCACUUGUUAGCAGAAUUUAUAGGCCACCAAAGAAAUUUGUUGCGUCAUACAAAUGGAGAACAAUUCAAACAACAAGGACAGAUGCUGAGCUACGAAUCAUAGCGUGCAUUCACAGCCCUCGUAAUGUCCCAACAAUCAUCAACCUACUCCAAGCUUCCCAUCCCAACAAGAAUUCUCCAUUAUGUAUCUUCGUGCUCCACCUGGUUGAACUCACCGUCCAUUCGUCUGCUUCAAAUAUUCUCCUUCACACUCACAAACGUCCUAGCCAACCGGUUGCCAAUAGGACACAGGCUCACACCGACCACAUCAUCAGUGCAUUUGAGACAUUUGAGCAGAAUGCUGUUUAUGUAACUUCAGAAUGUCUCACAGCCAUUUCCCCUUACUCCACCGCGCACGAACACAUCUCCAACUUGGCAGAGGACAGGCGCUCGGCUUUCAUCAUCAUUCCUUUUCAUAAACAGCAAACUGUUGGUGGCGAUAUGGAAGUCAUUAACCCUGCGUUUCAAAUAUUGAACCAGAAUAUGCUAGCAAAUGCGCCCUGCUCAGUUGGCAUUCUGGUUGACAGAGGCCUAAGUGCCUCCGCUAACUUGGCUACCAAUCAAGAAUAUUCUCAUCACAUCGCUAUGCUCUUUUUUGGUGGACCGGAUGAUAGAGAGGCAUUAUCAUACACAUUGAGGAUGUCAAAAAAUCCCAGGAAUAGCGUCAGUAUUAUUCGAUUCCUUCCAGGGGAAAGUGUAGUAGUGGAGCCAAGCUGCUGCAAUACCAAUGAUCCUCAAAUUGAUCCAACUUUGGGAACAAAAAGCAAGAGAGCUGAGAAGAGGCUCGAUGAUGCUCACAUAAACGAGUUUAGGAUGACAAUGGCAAAAGACGAUGAGUCAUUUGAAUACACAGAAAGGGUGUUGAACAGUGCAGACGAGACAAUUCAAGAAAUACGGUCACUGGACAAAAUUUCUGACCUCUUCAUAGUUGGUAGAGGACAAGGAGUGAUAUCACCGCUCACGGAAGGGAUUCUGGAAUGGAGUGAGUGCCCGGAGCUUGGUCCAAUCGGGGACUUUUUGUCAUCGACAGAUGCUCCAUUUGAAGCUUCAGUGCUGGUGGUACAACAGUAUGUUGGAGUAAGGCCACAGGAGGAGGAAGAGGUUGGAACACCCAACAGUCAGGAUCAUCAGCUUGAAGAGCCAAAUUUAGAAAACCAGAUGAAUAGGUGGACAAUGAGGUAG